AUGGUCCUCGACGCGGAGGGGGGGGUGUGCGUGCGGUGCCGGAGCGCGGCGGGGGCCGUGCAGGUGCGCGAGGCGGUCUACUGCGAGAAAUGCUAUACACGCGUCUUUAACGAAAAGGUCCGCGCGAGUCUCGAGCUGGCGCGCGGCGCGAUCCUGCUCCAGAGCGUCGUCGAGCCGUGGGCGAACGAGGAAGACGGGCCGCCGCCGGCGCUCGCCGUCGCGUUCAGCGGCGGCACAGCGUCCUGCGUGCUGCUCCACGCGGUCGCGAGCGCGCUGCAGAGCAACAACCAGCCGUACGUCCCGGCCCGCGCCCCGGAAUUCGCCCGGAUCGACGUGCUGUUUGUCGAAGGGGAGAUGGCCGCAGCCGACGCCCAGGCGCUCGCUGCGCGCAUCGCGCCGAAUGCGACCUUUGUGCCGCUGUCGCUGGACAGCGUGUAUGACCAGGGGAGCGUCGACUGCACGCUCGAGCCGCACGGCGCACGCAUCCUCGCCGACGCGCCGCACGCGCGCUCCGCACACGACCUCGCUGCGCUGCUCCACGCGCUGUACCCCGACACGACGCCGCGCACGGGCGUCGCGGCGGCACGCACGCGCGCCGACGACCUGCGCGCGCUUUUCCUGCACCGCGUCCUGCGCACCGCCGCGGCGGAGCGCAAGUGCGCGGCGCUGCUCUACGGCCACAACGCGCCGCGCACCGCCGCGCUCCUCCUCGAGAACCUCGCCAAGGGCGCGGGGCACAAGCUCCCGAUCGAGAGCGCGCCGUCGCAGUGGUGGGCGGGCGAACGCGAUCUCUUGAUCGUGCACCCGCUGCGCACGCACCUCGCCGAGGAGCUCGCUUUUUACGCCAGGGUCCACGGCUUUGGCGACGACGCGCCGCCGCGCGACCUCGCGUACGAGGCGAACGCGGACAAGAGCAGCAUCGGUGGCCUGACGCAGUCGCUCGUCGACUCGCUCCAGCACGGCGUGUCGAGCACCGUGAGCACGAUCCAAGGCACCGGCGCCAAGCUCGUCUACCGCCCCGACACGCUGUGGCCGACCGAGGCUGCGGCCGACGCGCCGCAGCCCGAUACCCCCUAUCCCCGCAUCGGCGCCAAGGGCGAGGGGCUCGUGCGCCUCGCGCGCGACGCGAACCGCUACGAUCCGUACGCCGAGCCGCACAUUUGCCCGCUGUGUACCUAUCCCGCGCAGCGCGGCGCGGCGCAGUGGCGCGCGGAGCGCUCGGUCACGUCGCGCGACGCGGCGCCGCCGCCGGCGGCGGACGCACUCGACCUGCGCACGCGCCUGUGCUACAGCUGCCUGCAGAUCCUCGACGUGCCCGAGUCGCCCGCACGCUCUGCGUGCACCGUGGCGCUGCCCGCGUACGUCCUUGCCGCGACGCGCCCGCACGCGCGCCACACGCGGCCUGCGCGCACGGCCGACACGUCGCCGAUGCCGGCGCCGGAGCCCGAGCCUCACGCCCCGGGCGGGCGCCCUACGCACGCCCCACAGCCCGUGUCGCGCGCCGCGAUGGCCGCGUCGCUGGCGCCGUACCUCUUGUAG
Messenger RNA from Malassezia japonica, 1539 nucleotides. RefSeq names its product Cytoplasmic tRNA 2-thiolation protein 2 (gene CTU2). Gene Ontology annotation, biological process: tRNA wobble position uridine thiolation. Gene Ontology annotation, cellular component: cytosol. The transcript has a single exon. The coding region runs from base 1 to 1539 and encodes 512 amino acids. Gene Ontology annotation, molecular function: sulfurtransferase activity; tRNA binding. NCBI's taxonomy places the organism in Eukaryota, Fungi, Basidiomycota, Malasseziomycetes, Malasseziales, Malasseziaceae. The record is from RefSeq and is a predicted model, not a curated record.